Molecule: messenger RNA, 3098 nt
Organism: Liolophura sinensis
Lineage: Eukaryota; Metazoa; Mollusca; Polyplacophora; Chitonida; Chitonidae
Product: lysosome membrane protein 2-like
Exons: 13
Coding region: 330-1841 (503 amino acids)
Cellular component (GO): cytoplasm; membrane
Molecular function (GO): scavenger receptor activity
Source: RefSeq, a predicted model, not a curated record
UCGUGGAGCAGACGACAUUUUGAGUGUUACUCCGAAGGACGUUGGAAUUCGGUGUUUGAUUUGACAUUAGUGCUUGGCAAUCCUGUUGCUAACAUUUUCGGAAAGGAACCUUUUUUUCCUGACUCUCAGAUUGGAGAAUUAUCACGUGAACGUUGAGUUUAAGCAGGCCGAGUGCACUCACCCGCACAACUGAUAGAAGUCUUGUCAUGUGACGGUGAAUCUUUGCGUUCAUUGUGAAAAAAGAAUGCUUUUAUUCUGAUGACAGCGUAUUCUGGAAAUCUGCCUGUCAUUGUAUGAUGGUUGUCUGAGGGUGGUAUUUUACCGUGAGAAUGGGUCGGCGUGCUGUCGUGUGUGCAACUCUAACAGGUGUGAUAGGACUGGCAUUCCUAGUAACAGGAGCUGUCCUCAUCCCUGUACUGAAAAACAUCACUGUGCACAAGGUUGAUGAUACGAUACCAAUAACAGAAGGAUCUGUGACUUACGAUGCCUGGAAAACUCCAUCGGAUUCAGCUCCAAUAUACUUUCAAACUUACCUCUUUGACCUGGUCAACCAUGAAGAGGUUAUCCUGGAGGGGAAGAAACCAAUCCUGCAGCAGAAAGGACCUUACACCUACCAGGAGAAGAGAAAGAAAGUAAACAUAACCUUUCAUGACAAUGGGACAGUAUCCUACAGAGAACUACAUUAUUAUAUAUUUGACCGUGAGAUGUCAGUAGGGGACGAGAAUGACACAUUUACAACAAUCAACUUACCAAUGGUGACCCUGGCCAACAUGUUGAGGUUUGAAUAUGAUGUGAUCCUCCAAGGCCUUCAAGCACUGUUUACCACUGUGGGGGAGAACCUAUUUCUGGAACUGUCAGUGGCUGACAUUCUCUGGGGAUAUGAGGAUAACCUGUUGAAGGAGGCCAAACACAUCCUAGCUGAUUACAACCUUACGUUUCCCAUUGAUGAUAAGUUUGGACUUUUCUACAAGCAAAACACCUCAGAUGAUGGGGAAUAUAUGAUAUACACUGGCCAGAGUGACUUGAGAAACUUUGCGUAUAUUGAGUCUUGGAAUGGAAAGAGUACUCUUGAUUUUUGGACGACUGAUCAGGCAAAUCAGAUUAAUGGUACAGCUGGAACUAUGUACCCACCUUUUGUGAAGAAAGAAGAUAUUCUGUAUUUGUUCUCAUCUGAUAUUGGCAGAUCAGUAUAUGGGACAUACACACAAGACCAGAAUCUGUAUGACAUAGAACUCCUGAGGUUUGUGCCUCCUAAAGCUGUGUUUGAGAACCACACUCUUAACCCAGCCAACACUGGCUUCUGUGUUCCUGUAGGAACUUGCCUGGACUCUGGUGUCUUAAAUAUCAGCGUCUUUAAACAAGGUGCCCCUGUAGUGAUGUCUCAACCUCACUUCCUGGCCGGGGCCCAGAAGUACAUCAGUGGUGUGGAGGGCAUGCACCCAAAUCAAGAGGAACACCAGACCUUCUUUGAUGUAGAACCUACAACAGGUGUUGUGAUGAAUGUAGCAAAGAGACUUCAGGUUAAUGUGUACCUCCAACACAUACCCUUCAUAACGGACUUGGAGAAGAUUACUAAGCCAAUACUGUUCCCAGUCGUGUGGGUCAAUGAAAGUGCCACCAUCACUCAGAAGACUGCCAGUGCUUUUAAGAAGCAGGUUCAGGAUCCGAUGAAGCUGACUAAGGCACUGGAGUAUACUCUCAUCAUUGUCGGUGUUGCCAUGAUCAUCUUUGUUCUCGCGUACUUUAUACGGAAGGCGAUCUCCAAGUUUAAUCAGCCAGUGAAAAAAGAGCUGAACCAUGUAGAAGACGUCAGAGACACGACUAACUUGGUGACUGAAUGAGACUGCAUUUCUUCCGCCUCACUCAUAUAGCACUGUGAUAACAACUGUAAUUUUGUACAAACUUAUUUGAUUUUGGGGGCUUUCCUGGUUAGCACCCCAGGGCAGCGUAAUGGCCCAGGAGCCUCACACCACUGUGGUUGCUGUGAGUAACAAGUCCACCUUAUACUGGCAUACUCUCUGGUAGUACGUGAGAAUCUGUGAGCAGCCUGCAGAUGGUUGUGAGUUUCCCAAGCGCUCUGUUCAGUUUCCUCCCUCCAUAAUGCUGGCCUUUGUGGUAUAAAGUGAAAUAUUCUUGAGUGCAGUGUAAAACACCAAUCAAAUAAAUAAAUAUGAAAUAAAUUAAAUGAUUCCAAAUUUGCUAACUUAGAAUUACAAGUGUGCACAUAUCUCUAUUUUAACUGGAUGUGAAUAUGUAAUGUACAGUGUAUAUGAAUAAUGGGUGCUUUCAUAUUAUUCCUACAACUGAACAUUGUGUUCGUCUACAUUUAUAAAAGCAGCACAUUAAGAACAUGCAUUUUCAUGUGUAUGCAAUAAUAAGAUAUGACUUGUCAUGUAGGAAUUUUAAAUCUUGACAUAUCAUUCCAGAGAAGCUGCUUUUACAACAAACUGUAGAUAUGUAAUUAACAAUAUGAUUGGCUUCCCAAGUGCUGUAUUACAUUAUUGUUGAAAGAUAGGAGAAAUCAGGAGAAACAUUUACAUUUACAUGAUUGUGAACAUUAUUGGUUUAUUGCAUAAAUAUUUUAGUACAUGAGUGCAUAUAUUUCAACAUUCGCCCAUUUUACUUUCCUGUUAUGUACUUUGAAUGUGAUCUCUAUUAGUAUGUGGCUAUGAUCAAGUGAGUUACAUAAAUAUCUCGAUUGUUUGUUUUAUGGUUUAUGGAACUGCCAUUGGAGGAGCCAGAUUGAGUUCCAUAUGUAAUAUUGUAAUAUUCCUAUGAAAUAGACAUGUGUGAUAUUGCAGGAGAUACAUUUAAAUAAUGACAACUGAUAGUUAAAGGUAUAAAUCAUCUCUAUAUCCGUAUGUAGUUCAUACAAGUACGGCAAUUAUGAUCUCUGUUGACACAUGUUGGUGAAGUUGGUGUGUUUUUCAGCUAGCACUCAUCUUAACCACUCAACUUGAGCAGACUACAUAACCACACGUACAGAUCUCCUGACACUUUAUGUUAACUGAUCAUUAGUUGUAUUUGCAUGGUAUUAAACCAAAAGGAUUUGUGGAACAAUGCAUGAACAUGUAAGUUUAGAUAUACACAUAUAUAUA